UGAAAAUGUUCUUAUUAUGGCAAACUGAACAUCUGCUUUUAAAAUUUUUGUUUGCUAUUUGCACCAUUUUUGCUUUGUCUUAGCUAAUUUUUAAACCCUGCAUUAGAUUUUUUCAAUUCCCUGAACCUACCAAAACUAUGCCAAUUUCUUUUCUUCCUCAUACUGGCGAUAGCGAGCAGAAAUAAAUUGCGAACGAGUGUUAAAUUCAGCCAUUAUAUCCUGCGACAACCUAAAUGCUCCUGCUACUAUUCUCGUAUUGAUUUUUCACCCUUUGGGUUUCGAUAGUACAACUGUUGGGCGACGAUCCGCGCCCUUCUGCUGCCCGAGUGGCAUUUCCAGCAACAUGGAUAUUUCUUUGUUGUACGCUGAUCCAGAAUAUCCAGGAUACAGGAUCCCGGAUAGAAUAUCCCUGAUUUGCCGCUUUAGGCAGUUUGCGAUAAACCAUCCUCGAGCUGCUGAAACCUCUGGCCUCCUGCUAAGGGUGUUCCUGUAUGGAAACUCCUUUUGGCAUUGUCGUUUGGAAAACUUUAGCGGCAGUUUCACCGCACUCUGUGCAGAGUUUCAAUGCGUCCUUAUUGGUAAACUAUUGAUUUUGACCAUGCAUUGGCCGGUAGAUGGGCCUCAAAUAGUCGUAUAAGGGUGAAGUUUUCGAUUGAAUAUCGUGAAAAUAUGUAACCAGAUCUACACUGCUAGUGUAGCAGUGCAGCCGAUCGUGCUUGUCUAAAUCGCAUAUCCAGGGUUACCAGAAGCUUUUCCCGAUCUUGUCUAAAUUUAGAAGCGGGUUUCUGUGCGUGUAGGAUUCCUGAAUGCCGCAUACAGUGCAGUUUCUAAUGUGAAGAGCCUGCUUACUGCGAAACAUUUGCUUGUUGGAGCUUGGAACGCGGUGCAAAUGAAAAUUCCAUAAUGUUUUAGAUAAAGCAGAAUGUCAUCAAUCGUGUUCGGUUUUUUAAACGCCGAACUUACCCCAAUUCCCCAAUUCCUGAGGGGAAUUUUCGGCGCCAAUUUCAACAGUGCUCUGACUAAUUUCAUUACAUGGUUAUUUCUGAUUUGGAUUAUUUUAUACGUGUAUUAUGACAAGCUGAUUAAUGUUUUAUUUAAAUACCUGAAAUUUCCUCAAUAUCUUCGAAGCCGCCUUACGAACAGCAUCUGGGACUUUUCUAUGCACACGUGUUUUUUGGUGUCUUUCCGCUUUUAUAUUACCAAGAAGUACCCGUACAACAGUUGGGACGUGUUGCUGUUUUUUGAACAUCAGGAAGACUCAGUUUCCCUUUUAGAUAGUGUCACUUUUGCUGGCUUGUGUUCGUGCCUUUUGGCCAAUGCCUGCAUCCAAGGCGUGCAGCGGUCGUUCCUAUGUUUCGUGAAAUUCGCUGCAUUAGCCAUAUGCUGCAGUUGUGCAUAUAUUGUAGGAUUUCCGAAUAUGUCCUUCACUUUGGCGGCCCUGCAAGCUUUUCCAGGGAUGCUGGAGGAGCUGACCAGGCUCUCCUUCUGCGGGCUUAAUAAAAGCAACAAACUCGGCAGAGCUAUAAUUGACUUAAUAUUUGUAGACAGCCUGAUAGUUUUCUGCAUUGUUUACUUAUACGCGAUUCCAAUAACGUGCGUAGUUCCGGUGGUAUUGAUGUGGUUUCCUGGAAAUACUGGUCUGGUGCAUCUGGUACUGUUAAUCUCUCUGCUCUGUUGGAUCAGUUUGGUCAUCUACACGUCACCAUCGGUGAACUCAACUUUCCAUCAAUUGUGUCACCGGGAAACUGCCAGUCUCCCCACAGAUAUCGAAAAUCAAUCUCUACCCAUGAGGCUUAAGUGCUUGGGAACCUUGACCGAAUGCGCCUUAUUUCCUCCUCGACUUGACGAUGGGUUUGUGAUGGCAUUCCUAAGAUCAGAAGAAAAAAAGCGGAAGACACAGUUAAAUGCCAGCAGGAAGCCGAAGAAUAAGAACAUGAUAAUUCAGACUCUCAAGUGCAUGCUGACAAUAAAGAAGAAAUUGAACCAGAAACUGAAACGGCGUCGCUCGGAAGAGAGCGCUGAAGCAUCCGAACCCGAUUCGGCACAAGACAGUGAUUCUGACGACAGUUCCACCAGUCACGAGUCCUUAACUGAAGUCAAAACUAGUACUAAGAUGAUGGAACUUCAGGCUAAAUCCGAAGAAGGCUCGCUGCCACUCGAGGUGAAGGAGGAAGACUUUGAAGCAAUCGAGUCAGAGAUUAAGAGCGAUAAUUUGGAUAACCCCAUCGGCCAAGACAGGGAAGAUUCAGAAGAUUUGGACGAACUGCGUAAAACUGAAAAUACUGAAAAAUUAGACGAUGUAACCGAAGAAGUGAAGAGUUUGGUUGACGCUUGUGAACUGGAAGAACCUGAAUCCGGUCGGAAUAAAAAAACGCCAAAAUUGGAACACUAGAAGAAUAUUUAGACGAUGUAGUUACUGUGUUUUUCAAUCAUUAAUAAACUACAAAGUUGA
Messenger RNA from Dendroctonus ponderosae (mountain pine beetle), 2452 nucleotides. Its product is annotated as synaptic vesicle glycoprotein 2B. NCBI's taxonomy places the organism in Eukaryota, Metazoa, Arthropoda, Insecta, Coleoptera, Curculionidae. The record is from RefSeq and is a predicted model, not a curated record. The transcript is spliced from 8 exons. Gene Ontology annotation, cellular component: membrane. Gene Ontology annotation, biological process: transmembrane transport. Gene Ontology annotation, molecular function: transmembrane transporter activity. Bases 923 to 2392 code for a protein of 489 amino acids.